Molecule: messenger RNA, 2212 nt
Organism: Silurus meridionalis
Lineage: Eukaryota; Metazoa; Chordata; Actinopteri; Siluriformes; Siluridae
Gene: tmem121b
Product: transmembrane protein 121B
Exons: 1
Coding region: 197-1396 (399 amino acids)
Source: RefSeq, a predicted model, not a curated record
GAAUCUGGCAUCAUUUGAGAAGAUGCUCAAAUGUGGAGCACAGGCCUAAAAAAACGCUAAGAUUCCUCUAUGGAAGCGCGCGCAGUCCAUUCCAAUGCGCUCCAUAACGGGAUUUCUGCGCCAUUCUGAGCGAUUGUGACUGCGCAGGCCGGAGACGAGAGAGACGGACAAGAAGGCAGAAUAGGGCAGGUGUACGAUGCUCGCGGACAUCCGUAAGGCGAACUCCGUGGCCAGCUGUGUACGAGCCGAAGCGGCGAUCUACCCGGACUCCCCCGUGUCCUCGGCACCGGAGAACGGCCAGCUUCUCCUCCGCAGCGGCGCGUGCACGCAGGCCACGGGCACGAGCGCGUCCAGCGCCAACGCGGACCGAGGCAGCACGGACACCAGCGCCUCCGCGGCGGCCCGCGCCAUGACCUCCGGCUGCGAAUUCGCGCCGUCCGCGGCCCCAUUCGUCCCGCGUUCGGCUAAGAACCUAUUCUACAAAGUGCUGUGCUUCGCCUUUCUAGUGCUGCAGGGCGGCAUCCUGGACUUCUACCUCAUCGCGUUCACCGACCUGUACUGGUGCUCCUGGAUAGCCACGGACCUCGUGGUGGUCUCUGGCUGGGCCAUCUUCUUCGUUCGCAACGCUCGGAGCAAGCGCGAGCGCGCGUGCGGCUUCCGCCAGAAGAGCUCGCUCUUCGGCUGCCACCUGGGCGAGUUCGCGUUCGCGCACCUCGCGUGGCUCGUCUACGUGAUCGCGUGCGCGCCCAAGGUGGCGCUCGUGCUGCAGACGUCCAUCCUGGAGCUGGUGGCGCGCGAGGUUCCGCUGGGCGCCGCGGGUUUCGAGGCCACCGCGCUGCUCGCCGCGCCUUUGCUCUUCUGCCUCGUCAACUCGCUGGUCGAGGACCCGCACGGCGCGCCGCGCUACCACUCGCAGGGCUGCUUCGUGAGCACGUGCGUCGACGUGCUGGACAGUUUCACGCUCGUGGACGCUCUGCUUGUCCGGAAUGAGGUCCCCGGCAACGCGUACUACCUGCGGUACGGCGUGAUGGCGGCGUACUUCGUGGCGCUGGCCGUGCCCGUGCUGUGGCUUUACGAGCUCUCCGCCGCCUCGCGGAUGCGCUGCCGCUGGAUGUGCGCGCGCUUCCUCAGCGGCGUGCUCCUCGACGCGCCUCUGCUCGCGGUCAGGUGCCUGCUCGUGCUCCUCUACGACGCGCCCGUGUCGCUUUUUAUGUUCAAGAACGUCUUUUUCUUGGCGUGCAAGUGCCUGGAGCUGGUGGAGCAGUGCGCCAGCCUGAGGAGUGUGCGCAGGCUGGCGCGCGGCGGAGACCCUUCCCAGUUCUCCCACUGCGUCUCGGAGAACGACAUGUGCCCGCGCGGCUACGUUAACACACUGGCUGUGAACACGCAGCCCUAAAUGCUGCGGAAAAUCACCUGCCACGCGCAUUCACAAGAACUCACCGUACUAACCAGCCUUACGAAAACGCCGUCGCGAGACCAACAUCCUCAACAGGUGCUGCAACCAAACACAUCGACGUGCCAGUGGGGGGGCAGAAUCUCAAAUGACUCCUAAUAUCUAUGUGCUAUGAGUGUUUAUAGGGUCUGAAAUAACGUCUUUCACACUUCCUAAUGCGUCAUGAUACACACCAGGGUCCAUCUGUAGCUCACAGAAGGGAGGUAUUUGAGUUCAAAUGUUAGCAGUGGUGAUUGAGCUUGGCAUUGACACUGCUCCUCAAGCUCCUAACCAGGGAGGGUUUCUAAAUCAGAGCAUCACAUCAUCCCAUGCAAGGAAAACUGCCUCCUGAAACACAUGAAGUUUUCUCAUAAUUUCAGUAUUAGUAUGAAAGUUGAAGAUUUUGCAAUAUUGUCGUUUUGACAUGUUAAUGAAAGAAAAAGUUUAACAAACAAACCACAUUUAAUCCUAAAUCGUUUACAUCAUUGAAAAUCAUGUUCAGGAUGAUUUUUUUUCCUUUGUUGAUAUAAGCUGAGCUGAUACUUUCUUAUGUACAACCCUAAGUGUUCAGAAUGACUGGCAUUUUCUAAUGUUCUCAAGUGUAGCAUUAAAAGUCCUCUCUAACAUUGGUAUCUAACUGGUCUCAAAGCCUCAAAUACACGUCCACUCUUCUGUGAGUUGCAGACAGAUUCUACUUUGUACCCAUGUCAUAUAAACAUGAGAUUGGAUGUUGUUUAAUAUCAGAUUGUCUGAUGUACAGAAAAUAUAUUUAAAAAGAAA